Molecule: messenger RNA, 1868 nt
Organism: Betta splendens (Siamese fighting fish)
Lineage: Eukaryota; Metazoa; Chordata; Actinopteri; Anabantiformes; Osphronemidae
Product: vesicle transport protein SEC20-like
Exons: 6
Coding region: 7-795 (262 amino acids)
Biological process (GO): retrograde vesicle-mediated transport, Golgi to endoplasmic reticulum
Cellular component (GO): SNARE complex; endoplasmic reticulum
Molecular function (GO): SNAP receptor activity
Source: RefSeq, a predicted model, not a curated record
AACAAAAUGCUUUAUAUUAAAUACAUUAAGUCUCACUUUCACGUAUUGGCUCAAACGCGAAGCAUCCUUCCGGCUUUCCGUAGCUUGGACUUGGACUACGUUGGCAACAUGGCGUCGUCAGAUGUCCACGUCCGAAUAUGUGAACAAGAAAUACUCAAAUAUGACUUGGAAAUUAAAGCUCUCAUCCAGGAUGUUAGUGAGUGUACAGGCCCUCAAAGCAGCCUGACAGAACUCAACGCUGAGGUGAAAAAGAGUUUUCACAACCUCCGAUUACGGAUUCAGGAUUUAGAGCAGAUGGCCCUGGAGCAGGACAAAGAAUCAGACAAACAGGCUUUGAUUAGUCAGGUAGAGGGACACAAAAAACAGAUGCUGAGUAACCAGACGGCUUGGAGGAAAGCCAACCUGGCCAGCAAACUGUCCAUCGACAGUAUGGAAAAGCAGGCCCUUCUCAGUGGAGCAGAUAGUGCCGUGAGACAGAGGAAGAUGACCAAAGAGGCCCUGGCACAGACCACCAGUGGCAUCACAGAAAACCUUAUGAGCAUCAGUCGAAUGAUGGCCCAACAGGUUCAUCAGAGCGACGAGACCAUGACAUCACUAGCAACCUCCUCGAGGACCGUCCAAGAAACCAACGAGGAAUUUAAGACCAUGACAGGGACCAUUCAGCUCGGGAGGAAACUCAUCACCAAGUACAACCGUCGGGAGCUCACUGACAAGCUGCUCAUCUUCCUGGCGCUCGCCCUCUUCCUCGCCACAGUUCUCUACAUCCUUAAGAAGAGACUGUUUCCUUUUCUGUAAACCCUGUGCCUAAGAGCUGCUAACAUAACCACAUACAGUACUUUCCGUGCCGACACAUUAUACUGUAGUGGCUGCUCAGUGGAAUGCGGCCUGCUCCCUCGGCCGAGCCGUGACACAGCUUCUUACUGUGUGAAUUCAUCAUUCAAAGGGAAAAACGGAUUAAAGCUAGCACUUGUUGACGGCACUUCUAUCUUUAGUUUGUAAAACGAUGCAGUGUUCCCCUUCUACUUCUGUCAGAUGUAUGAGGAUGUUUUGUGUCUUCUGCAGACAUUGUUUUAAGAUUUUGUUCAGAUCUAACAUUUUAAAAUCUAUAUAAAUCACACUGCACACUAAUAUAGUGUGUUAAGGAAAAUAUUGUGGAUGGAAGUCUGACAUCAAAAAAUUAAGGACGUGCGUGGUUAUAAUAUGGGACCUAACACAGUAAAUAAUGACCUCAUUUUCACAAGUUCUCUGUUUAGCUACAUAAUUUUUCUUCUUUUUUUCUCUAAGUUUUUUCAUGAAGUACACUUACUGUGAAGUAUAAUUGAUUACUGCAUCAUAAUGAACCAAUGCUUUUAUCAAGGCAGCAAAGAUCGAUAAGCUCCCUUAGGACUGAAACUUUGACUUGCUUGUUGUGACUCCUCAGCACAUAAAACACAACGGUUCCUUAUAUGCGCAUUCCAAAUUGCUGCAUUUUAAACAGAGUGGUGAGUGUAGGUCUCUCCUCCGUCUCUGCCCUUGUGUCGGCAGCGGAGCAGAAAAGCCCCGUCCAACGGUGGCAGCGAUCACGGUGGCAGAGAUAGAGCAGCAUGCAUUUCUGCCUUUCCUCAGAUAAGACCCAGAAAAGCAGAUUAUUCUGACUUGUUUCCCGGCUCCCUUUCCAGUGUGGGUGGAGAGUGAGGGGGAAUAUUUUUAGGUUUGUGUGGUGCUGUUAUCUGACGUUGCCUUUUCAACACCUCAGAGGAGAGGGUGGCCAGAGGAGCUACAUGACCUUGCUACCCUGUAUUCCAAAGGCCCACUUUUACUGUUUUGUUUAUUACAUGUAUUUAAUUUCAGUAUUGAUUAUUUAUAAAAUACAAACAUUUCUGACUUGA